Molecule: messenger RNA, 1620 nt
Organism: Sugiyamaella lignohabitans
Lineage: Eukaryota; Fungi; Ascomycota; Dipodascomycetes; Dipodascales; Trichomonascaceae
Gene: PTC5
Product: type 2C protein phosphatase PTC5
Exons: 1
Coding region: 1-1620 (539 amino acids)
Biological process (GO): protein dephosphorylation
Molecular function (GO): protein serine/threonine phosphatase activity
Source: RefSeq, a predicted model, not a curated record
AUGUCGAAUCCUCGGGUCGCUAACGACUCUCCGGGACCAGGAGGUCCGGGAAUUACUGGUCCGUCACAGGCAGCGGGUCCGGUACGACUGGCAUCGAAUUCAGCUAAACAGAGCAUUUCCAUGCUUACUCCAGCUCAGGUGUCCAGUAGACUUCGUGAGAAUGAAGAAAGUUAUUUGGUAGACAGAGGUAAAGGCGUUUUACGCUACGAUGUGGCUCAAUUACCAAGUAACAACCCAAUUGAAGACGAUAGGUCAGAACGAGUAGUCCAGGUGCCAUUGAUUGUUGAACCUUCAGGGUCGACUUCUAGUGGAUCUAACAGUAACAGUGGAUCUGGUAAUGGUGUCAGCGAGAAAAGUGAGGUUGCCAGUGGUGGAGAAACCGGUGAAAAUGGCGAGACCAUGGUGUCCAGCGACUGGAUGUUUUGGGGGGUCUAUGAUGGCCACAGCGGAUGGACUACCAGUGCGUUUUUGCGAGACCAUUUGGUAGCAUAUGUUCUUAAUGAACUGGAUAAAGUGUAUGAAAAGUCGUCACCAAACUCCAUGUACCGAUUAGUGCCCUCUCCAGAAGUGAUUGACGAGGCCAUUCAACAGGGGUUCCUAGCUCUGGAUGACGAGAUUGUCAAUAAACGAGUAGCUCGACUUCUCGAGUCGUCAGGCAGUUCAAAAGCCAGUGCUACUGAACUAAUUGCUCCGGCACUGUCAGGUUCAUGUGGUUUACUGGCUUUCUAUGAUACCUUUUCGAAGAAUCUACGAGUAGCAGUGACUGGAGAUUCUCGAGCAGUGCUGGGGUCUCGAGAUAGUUACGGAAACUGGACAGCUACUGCACUCAGUACGGAUCAAACUGGAAGUAAUAUCGACGAAGCCAACAGAGUACGAUCUGAGCAUCCUGGCGAGGAAAACACUGCUAUUCGAAACGGACGAGUGCUCGGUUCACUCGAACCGACUCGAGCAUUUGGCGAUGCAAGAUAUAAAUGGGCUCGAGAUAUUCAACAUAAAAUAGCCCAGCGAUUUUUUGGCAGACGAAUCCCAUCAGAACUGAAAACUCCUCCUUACGUAACCGCCAAACCAGUCGUCACCACCACAAAAGUGAAUCCCGAGAACGGCGAUUUCCUCGUCAUGGGAUCCGACGGAGUUUUUGAAAUGUUAUCUAACGAAGAAGUGGUUUCACUGGUAGUUCAAUGGUUAAAAGCCAAACGACCCGAGUACCUUGAAACGACGUUGAAAUCGUCACAAUCCGAUGGAUCUGGUUUGUUUUCUAAACUGUUUGGGUCCGGAAAAAGGUCGGAUCGCGAUGACGGCGCGCUUGUCGAGGAUAUUUCCAGUAACAAAGAAGCACAAAAACAGCCCAUUCGCCGACGAAACGGAGUCCCCGUCCGAUUCACAGUCCAAGACGACAACGCCGCAACCCAUAUCAUCCGGAACGCGCUUGGUGGCGCCGACCAAGACCAGGUGUCGAUGCUGGUCAGUAUCCCUUCCCCCCUGGCCCGCAACUACCGCGACGACCUCACCGUCACCGUCGUCUUCUUCGGCCACGACUCGACACCCUCCAACGACGCCGGCUCCAUCAAAGUCAACCAAGCCGGCACCCGCAACGGCAUCCGGGCCCGUUCUAGACUCUAA